Molecule: messenger RNA, 1100 nt
Organism: Stereum hirsutum FP-91666 SS1
Lineage: Eukaryota; Fungi; Basidiomycota; Agaricomycetes; Russulales; Stereaceae
Product: terpene synthase
Exons: 5
Coding region: 1-1032 (343 amino acids)
Source: RefSeq, a predicted model, not a curated record
AUGCCUCAUUCCACCGUGCAUUCACAUACACUCAUCUCCGACGACUCUGUUCUCCUUUUCCCUGAUCUCAUCUCAUACUGUGCCUAUCCUCUUCGUGUCAACCCAUACGGCCGCUCGGUCGCAGAUGAUUCCGAACGAUGGCUCCUCAAUGGCGCACACCUCUCCGACAAGAAGCGCAAAGCCUUCCUACGCCUGAGGGCCGGUGACCUUGCCUCGAUGUGCUACCCAGAUGCUUCUGCCAAAUCUCUACGUGUCGUCGCCGACUAUAUGAACUAUCUGUUCAAGCUCGAUGACUGGACGGACGAGUUCGAGGCUGAAGACGUCGACGGGAUGCGUGACUGCGUUCUGGCGGCACUGCGAGACCCUCUUCACUACGAGACGGACAAAGCGGUGGGAAAGCUGGCCAAGUCGUUCUUUGGACGUUUCGUUCAGCACGGCGGCCCACUUCGCACGAAAAGGUUCAUCGACACCAUGGUACUAUUCUUCCGUGCCGUCCGGCAGCAAGCUCUGGAUCGCACUUACGACGACAUCCCUGAUCUCGAAUCGUACAUCGCCCUUCGUAGGGACACCAGCGGGUGCAAACCGUGCUUCGCUCUCAUCGAAUUCGCAGGCGGAUAUGACCUCCCGGAUGCCGUCGUCGAACAUCCAUCUAUUCAGAUCCUCCAAGAUGCGACGAAUGACUUAGUCACCUGGUCGAAUGAUAUCUUCUCUUAUAACGUCGAGCAGUCGCGUGGGGACACACAUAACAUGGUCGUUGUCCUCAUGCAUGAACAAGGUCUCGCGGUCCAGGAGGCCAUUGAUGCCGUCGCGGAUCUGUGUGAACGUAGCAUCGACACCUUCGAACAGACCAGACGUUCGUUGCCCUCAUGGGGUCCUAUUGUUGAUAGCAACGUGGAGUCCUACAUCGACGGUCUUCAAAACUGGAUCAUCGGGUCUCUUCACUGGUCCUUUUUGACCGAACGGUAUUUUGGGAAGGACCGUCGGGACGUCAAGAGGAAAUUGUUCGUCAAGUUGCUCGCGAAGAGGUGUUGAGCGAUAGCCUCGUCUUCUACCAUAGUUCCUUAGUUUGCCUCCAGUCUCUCAUACCAAACACUCCUUAA